Messenger RNA from Cutaneotrichosporon oleaginosum, 1111 nucleotides. RefSeq lists its product as uncharacterized. Gene Ontology annotation, molecular function: uracil DNA N-glycosylase activity. NCBI's taxonomy places the organism in Eukaryota, Fungi, Basidiomycota, Tremellomycetes, Trichosporonales, Trichosporonaceae. Gene Ontology annotation, cellular component: mitochondrion; nucleus. Gene Ontology annotation, biological process: base-excision repair, AP site formation via deaminated base removal; base-excision repair. The record is from RefSeq and is a predicted model, not a curated record.
CCGCCAAUCCCCCCCUCAUCCCUCAUCCCUCAUCCCUCAUCCACUCACUUCCACCUCUCAUGCCACCCAAGGCCAUCACCUCUUACUUCAAGCCCGCCGCGCCGGCGGCCGCGCCCCUCUCCUCCACGCGCAGAACCAAAGCCACUCUGUCCAAUGCAGCGCGCGCCGCCAUCCUCUCAAGUGCCGACGCGGAACCAUCCCCGUCUAAACGUGCCAAACUGUCCACCGCCGCCCCAGUGGAUGGGACCAGUCUUGCGCGUGCCGAGUCUCGCGAUGAUCUGCGCAAGGUGCUCGAGGCCCACCCGGGAACAGCCAAGUUGCUGCAACUCGAGCUCGACACGCUCGGCGAGGACUGGCUGCUCGCGCUCCAGGACGAGCUCACCAAGCCAUACUUUCUCAAGCUCAAGCAAUAUGUCAUGUCUGAGCAGGAAACGAAAAAGGUCUUCCCACCUGCUGAGGACAUCUAUUCGUGGUCGCGGUUGUGCCCACUCAAGGACGUUCGCAUCAUUGUUGUUGGCCAAGACCCUUACCAUGACGAUGGCCAGGCGCAUGGCCUCGCCUUCUCUGUCAAGAAGGGUGUCAAGAUCCCCCCCUCGCUUAGAAACAUCUACAAGCAAAUGGCCACCGAGGUGCCCGGCUUCGUCACACCAACGCACGGCGACCUCACCGAGUGGGCAAAGCACGGUGUGCUCCUGCUUAACACAUCGCUCACGGUUCGCGCGCACCAGGCGGGCUCGCACGCCAACCAAGGCUGGGAACAGUUCACCGCAGCUGUGCUCCGAGUAGUAACUGAUCGCCUUGCAAGCGCGGACGAGACGCCAGGCGCCAACGGCGUUGUCAUCAUGGCAUGGGGCGCGCACGCAGCCAAGAUGAUCGCAGGGCUCAACACGAAACGCCACCAUGUGCUCAAGUCUGCCCAUCCUAGUCCUCUUUCUGCAAGCCGCGGGUUCUUUGGAAACAAUCACUUUACCAAGGCCAACGAGUGGCUGCAGGAGCGGUACACUGUCGAGGGCGUCAUUGACUGGAAGAGCUUGGGGGCGUAGGUGUGUUCGUGUAUGUGUUUCGGUCUUCUUUUUGUGAAACGAUCUUGAUGCCAUGUUUGUGAUAGUGA